This is a messenger RNA of Saccharomyces paradoxus, 807 nucleotides long. RefSeq names its product GTPase-activating protein CIN2 (gene CIN2). The record is from RefSeq and is a predicted model, not a curated record. The coding region runs from base 1 to 807 and encodes 268 amino acids. Lineage: Eukaryota; Fungi; Ascomycota; Saccharomycetes; Saccharomycetales; Saccharomycetaceae. Gene Ontology annotation, biological process: post-chaperonin tubulin folding pathway; tubulin complex assembly. Gene Ontology annotation, cellular component: cytoplasm. The transcript is spliced from 2 exons.
AUGGACUUUGCUACAAAGAUAAAGGAGCUUGAAGGGGAACUUUCGGAGACAAAUGACUACAAAACCUUACAGAGUAAGACCACAAGUCUUCGAAGUGAGCUGAAUGCUGUAUCACAUUCUCUGACAUCCUAUGAAAAAGAACGCUUUUCUAAUAAUAUAGAAAAUAUUCUAAAAUCUGUUAACGCAGAACUGUCUAAAUCAAAGGGCAAAAAGCGAAUGUUCUCUUUCAAACAGAAGAAUCUAUCAACAGCAGUUCAGGAGAGAUUGGUACGUACAGAGCCUGCGAGUACGCCAGGUAAUACCACUGCUGUGAGAAAACAUUACAUUUUGGAGAAAGGGGAUUCAGCAUUUGAAAAUUUAGAAUUAUGUACUGUUGCGUCAACAGGAAAUUAUUGUGGCAGUGUUGCUCUUUCCGGCUCAUUAUAUUUCCGCAGUAUUACUAAAAGUGUCAUAAAUCUACAAAGAGUAUAUUUCCAAACAGGCAGUAUAUUCAUCACCGAUUGUACGGAUUCUAUAAUUUUUUUGCAUUUCCCUUCGGAAGGAAACAUUCAAAUCCGUUUACGUGGUUUGGAAAAUUGCAAAAUUUUGAUAGAAAAACUUUCAUCAAGUAUUGAUUGCAAACAAGUGGUAAUCAUGGAAAAUUGCCUCAACUGUAUUUUCAACGCAAGUACUCGGGAACACCUCCUUAUACAAGAUUUUUCUAACCCCUUCCAAAGCGACAAAACUGAGGACAAUUUUGCUUUUGCGUUUGAAGAUUUUGAUAUUUGUGAAAGAGAUACAAUGCAAUUAUUUCAUGCUUACUUUUAG